GGCACGCCAAUGGCACGCCUGACCACAAGGAGGAGAUGAGGUACAAGAGUGUUGGUGGCUACUUUAUCCUCAUCGCCAGAGUGGAGAUCCUUGACGGGAAGCCGGUCCACGUUAGCAGCAGAGGCCUCUCACCUUGCAUCGUUCUGCUGGAGGAAGCUCUGACCGGAGAAGUUGAUCUCCGAAACUGGCCAGAGGUAAUCAAGCAGAGAAGGGAUCAUCAGUCUGAGCCAGACUCCGGAGAAUGCAGCCUUCAAGGAGAGAAAAAGCACGAGGAGCGCUCACGUCGCCGCGAGGCCAAGCAGCAGAACAUCAAGUACAAGCGCAGAGUUGUGAAAGAGCGGCUAGACCUGGCAGAAGGUCGUGCGAAAGAGCUGAUUCUGGGAGCCGACGAAGGUGAUGAAGAGUGA
Messenger RNA from Symbiodinium pilosum, 407 nucleotides. The record is from the annotation of a GenBank genome assembly. Lineage: Eukaryota; Dinophyceae; Suessiales; Symbiodiniaceae.